Symsagittifera roscoffensis is the source of this 732-nucleotide messenger RNA. RefSeq names its product collagenase-like. The record is from RefSeq and is a predicted model, not a curated record. Gene Ontology annotation, biological process: proteolysis. Gene Ontology annotation, molecular function: serine-type endopeptidase activity. NCBI's taxonomy places the organism in Eukaryota, Metazoa, Xenacoelomorpha, Acoela, Convolutidae. The coding region runs from base 1 to 732 and encodes 243 amino acids. The transcript has 4 exons.
AUGAGGCCAUUACCCUUAGCGCCAGUCAAGUCAAUGAGCUACGGCAACGACGACAUAGCGCGGUCCGUCGUAAGUAGAUUGGCAACCGGCUUGUACCCCUGUCCGAUCGCGAAACUCACACCCGUUCUCGCCCUUUUGGGGUCGGAGGAUGUAGCGACUCGUAUCCGGAACGAGGCCCGAUCGAUUGUGAAUUGGUAUGAUGCCCCCAACAGGGUGUAUUAUGUGAAACUGGAGAUCACUCUUCAGACUGGCAGGCGAACAUUUUGUGGAGGAAGUGUCAUCAGUUCCCGAUAUGUCCUAACUGCAGCCCAUUGUCUUGAUGAAGCAUAUCGAGUCACAAUGCUGCUGUGCCAGCCAAUCAGAGGUCGCAGCAUUCCACUGUGUACUAAAUCAUACAAGGAUUCCUUCUACUUGAUGGUAGCCACAGGCUUGAGUUUGAUCGAUCCAGCGAGCAAAAAGAAGCCGACAGUACUACAGGAGACUGUUCUCGAGGAAACAUACCACAACUGCAAACGUCCAACCAGCGAAGUGUGCAUGAAACCGACUAGAAGUGGCAAACAUAGCAGUAUCUGCAAAGGAGAUUCAGGGGGACCAUUGGUAGUGCUCAGUCACUUUGUUGAUUCGAAAUGCCUGUACGGAGUGUCAAGUUACGCGCCGAAUAAAUAUUGCAGCGGCGAAAGCUACUUUGCUCGAGUUUCCUAUUUUUAUGACUGGAUUGAACAAAACAUGUAG